GACAGCUCUAAUAGUCUUAAUGUGUGAUUGCAAUUAGUUGAUAGUUCUACCUCAUAGAGGUAGAGAACAUUGCAAAUCUAUUAAAUAUUUAUUUUACAUUCAAAAUCCACAAAGUGAUGGAUCUCCUCCGGAAACUAUGUUUUAUUUGCCUGUUUUGUGCUGAUUUCGCCACUGUGAUCAAUGGCGGCUAUACACAUUAUCGUCUGCCUACGGCCAUAAAACCGAAACAUUAUGAUCUUAAAAUCAUAACACACUUGGAAAGUCCUGAAAAUGCCACAUUCAAUGGAGAAGUGUCCAUAGAGCUCGAUAUACUGGAAGAUACUAAGAAUAUUACCCUACAUGCCAAAAAUUUAACCAUCAAUGAAACUCAAAUCGAUUUGAAACGACUGGAUGGAGAUUUUCAUUGGUGCCUAGAAGGUAUUGAAAUAGUAUCGGAACACGAUUACUACAUUAUAUUAUUGUGUGAAGCGUUGCUGGGUGGAGGCAAAUAUGAAUUGCAUUUAAAUUUUGGUAGUACUCUUAAUGAAAACAUCCAGGGCUAUUUUGUCACAACCUACGAAGAUGAGAGUACAAAUGAAACAAAGUGGAUGGCAGCAACUGAUUUCCAGCCGACAUAUGCUCGUAUGGCAUUUCCCUGCUGGGAUGAACCGAAUUAUAAGGCGACAUUUACAAUAUGGUUAGGUCACAGUAAAUCCCUUAAUGCCUUGAGUAAUAUGCCUUUAGACCAAGAAACUCCUUUAGAGGGUUUGGACAACUAUGUUUGGAGCAAAUUUCAAGAGUCUGUAGUUAUGUCCACAUAUCUGGUAGCAUUUAGUAUUAAUGAGUUUGUUUCUCUGAAGUCCGGAGACAAUGCCAGUGAGACAGAAUUUCGUAUAUGGUGCCGAAAAGACAAAUCUGCAAGCUGUGAGUAUGCUGCUGAAGUGAGUCCAAAAAUUCUAAAAUACUUAGAAGAAAAAUUAAAAUUGCCAAAUCCUUUGAAAAUAAUAGAUCAGAUAGCUGUUCCAAAUUACCCCAGUGAGGGUAUGGAGAAUUGGGGCCUUGUAGUGUACUCGGAAAGCUACGUUUACAUCGACUCCGAAAGUAUUGAAAAACAGUUCCUUAGGGAGUAUUUAGUUAACUUAAUUGCUCACGAAUUGGUUCACCAAUGGUUUGGAAAUAUUGUUACCAUGAAAUGGUGGACAGAUACUUGGCUCAACGAAGGAUUUGCAAAAUAUUUUGGCUUCUUGGCUGCAAAAGAUUUUCUGGCCGACCAAAACACCGACUAUAAUUUAUUUUUACAUUAUUUGGAAAUUGUUCAUUUUGAUUCCAAGUUACAGACGCACCCUGUAUCUCUAUUGGUUACAAAUGCCACAGAAUUAGAACAAAGUUUCGAUGCUGUGAGCUAUAUUAAAGGCUGGUUGAUAUUGAGAAUGGUUCAUAUUGUCUUGGGUCAUGAGGCAUUCUUUCAGGCACUUCAAGCAUAUUUAGAGAAGUACCAGUAUCGAAAUGUCGAACAAAGUGAUCUGUUUAAGGAGUUUAGUAAAAAAUCACGAGAUAUAGGCCCAAACAUGGAAACUAUUUUAUAUUCAUGGACCCUACAACCAGGAUAUCCACUUGUAAAGAUUUGGCGUAAUUACGAAGACGGUUCUGUCGACAUUUCCCAGCAAAGAUUCCUCACAGAACCCAGGCAGAAUUCUGAAGAUGCUGAUAAAUGCUGGUGGAUACCAUUAAGCUAUACGUCGUCAUCGGAAUCCGAUUUUGCAAAUAAUACUAUAAAAUCCUGGCUUGAAUGUGAUGAACGAACGAAGAAUAAACCCCUUCGACUGUAUAAUGUGGCAGAAUCAAAUGAUUGGAUCAUAUUUAACAUUCAAUUAUCAGGUUUCUAUAGAGUCAUGUAUGACCCGAAAAACUGGCAACUUAUUACCAACACCCUUCUCAGUGAUCAAUAUACAAAAAUUCACGUUUUCAAUCGAGCCCAAUUAGUUGGCGAUGCCAUAGCAUUAGCCUGCAAUGGUCAUCAGGAGUAUGACAUAGCAUUUGGUAUUUUAGAAUAUUUAAGCCAUGAAUACGAAUAUCCACCGUGGAAAUCAGCAUGGGAUGAACUGGAGAAAGGCUCUUGCGAAUCCAUAUUAAAAACAAUACCGAAAUAUAGAAUUUAUUACAACGCCUUUAUGCGUAACAUCCUGAAGCCAGUUUUUAAUCACGUCAGCCACUCUAAUACAACUGACGAGGGCCAUGAAAGAACGUUGCUUAGAGUUCUUAUAUCAAAUUGGGCUGUAAAUGUUGAUCUUGAAAAGAAAUCGCAAAAAGAUAUCGAAUCAUUCCAAAAAUGGAAAUCUCUCCCAGAUCCUGAUAUUGUUAACCCAAUUCAAGUUUAUUCUAGAAAACGCAUUUACUGCCAGGCAUUAAAGUUUGGCAACGCAAGCGAAUGGAAUUUUCUUUGGCAACGACUCCAAUACAACUCCGGCAAUAGCGGCGAAAGAAAAACCAUACUUCAAUCAUUAAAUUGCACAAGCAAUGAAAAUCUGUUAAAAAGCUAUUUACACGUAAUCUUCAGUAAUGAAUGUGCCUUGGAAAACGAUGAAAAGCAGUAUGCAUUUAUUACAAUCAUAAACAACGAAUCUGGGCUCAGAUUAGCCAGGGAAUUUUGCAUGAAACAUAUCGAGGAGUUACACACAAAAACGGAUGUCAACUUCUUAUUCGACCAAAUGGCCAGCAAAAUCAACACCAUGGAGGACUUGAACACACACAUACAAUUUAUUCAAAACCAUCGUAAAUAUUUUGAAAAUGCCGAUGACAAAAUUAAUAUGAUUCGUGAAAAUAAUCUAUCAAAAAUUCAAUGGAUUGAGGACAACUUGGAUAAAAUCAUAUCGUAUUUGGAUAAACGUCUCUCCCGAAUGGGUGUAGAAAUUGCUAAUGAAGUUAAUUGAAAAUUUUGUUUAAAAUAUCGUUUAAUAAAGGACACAUUUACUUCAUGAAA
Musca domestica (house fly) is the source of this 2959-nucleotide messenger RNA. RefSeq names its product glutamyl aminopeptidase-like. Lineage: Eukaryota; Metazoa; Arthropoda; Insecta; Diptera; Muscidae. Gene Ontology annotation, biological process: peptide catabolic process; proteolysis. The transcript has a single exon. Gene Ontology annotation, cellular component: cytoplasm. The record is from RefSeq and is a predicted model, not a curated record. Bases 117 to 2909 code for a protein of 930 amino acids. Gene Ontology annotation, molecular function: metalloaminopeptidase activity; zinc ion binding; peptide binding.